UAAAAGACGGGAAAGGAAUCAUGCGUUUCAGUAAUAAGUAGACAGAAGCACGAAGGACCAGGGGCGGAAAGGCAUUAGCUGUAUUAGUGGAACGCAGAGGCGCGGCUUCCAUGAAUAAGCGGAACGCCUCAAGUGCACAGUGAGGUUUCUGCCCGGAUUUUGAGAGCUAUUUCCGUUGCUCGCCGGAAGUGUAGGUCGCAGGAGGACGACUCGUAGAAGAAUCGGUUAUCCUGUGUGUGAACAACCGGCAUCAUGUCGAGUUUGGUGGUGAGAGACCCGGCAAUGGAUCGAUCACUGCGUUCCGUGUUCGUGGGGAACAUUCCGUAUGAGGCAACUGAGGAGCAGUUAAAGGACAUUUUCUCUGAGGUUGGUUCCGUUGUCAGUUUCCGGCUGGUGUACGAUAGAGAGACGGGAAAACCCAAGGGUUAUGGUUUCUGCGAGUAUCAAGACCAGGAGACCGCGCUUAGUGCCAUGCGGAACCUUAAUGGGCGGGAGUUCAGCGGGAGAGCGCUCCGGGUGGACAAUGCUGCCAGUGAAAAAAAUAAGGAGGAGUUAAAGAGUCUAGGGCCUGCAGCGCCCAUCAUUGACUCACCCUAUGGGGACCCCAUCGAUCCGGAAGAUGCCCCUGAAUCAAUAACCAGAGCAGUUGCCAGCCUCCCCCCGGAGCAGAUGUUUGAGUUGAUGAAGCAGAUGAAGCUCUGUGUCCAAAACAGUCACCAGGAAGCUCGAAACAUGCUGCUGCAAAACCCACAGCUGGCUUACGCGCUGUUGCAGGCACAAGUGGUGAUGAGAAUAAUGGAUCCAGAGAUUGCUCUGAAAAUUCUGCAUCGUAAGAUUCAUGUCACGCCGCUUAUCCCAGGCAAAUCUCAGUCUGUCUCUGGCCCUGGCCCUGGCCUCUGCCCAGGCCCUAAUGUUCUGUUGAACCAGCAGAAUCCUCCCGCCCCUCAACCUCAGCAUUUGGCUAGAAGACCUGUGAAGGACAUUCCUCCUCUGAUGCAGACACCUAUCCAAGGUGGCAUUCCAGCCCCAGGGCCGAUCUCAGCUCCUAUUCCCGGUCCUGGUCCUGGUUCCUUAACUCCUGGAGGAGGAAUGCAGCCCCAAGUUGGAAUGCCAGGAGUUGGCCCGGUGCCUUUAGAGCGGGCUCAAGUGCAAAUGACAGAUCCCAGAGCACCUAUGCCUCGUGGACCCAUGACUGCUGCUGGCCUUCCUCCUCGAGGACUGUUAGGAGAUGCUCCAAAUGACCCACGUGGAGGGACUUUGCUUUCAGUCACUGGGGAAGUAGAGCCCAGAGGUUACAUGGGCCCACCCCAUCAGGGUCCUCCCAUGCACCAUGCCUCUGGUCAUGACAGCCGUGGCCCUUCCUCACAUGAUAUGAGGGGUGGGCCAAUAGCAGAUCCCAGGCUGCUAAUUGGAGAACCCAGAGUACCCAUGAUGGAUCAAAGAGGUCUUCCCAUGGAUGGUAGAGGUAGCAGAGAUUCUCGAGGGGUGGAGACUCGAGCCAUGGAAACUGAGGUCUUAGAAGCACGAGUAAUGGAGAGAAGAGGAAUGGAGACCUGUACAGUGGAAGCCAGAGGGAUGGAAGCUAGAGGCAUGGAUGCAAGAGGAAUGGAGAUAAGGGGCCCUGGCCCCAGUUCGAGAGGCCCUAUGACCACUGGCCUCCAGGGUCCUGGUCCCAUUAGUAUGGGGGCAAGUGGGCCUCAGGGACCCAGACAGGUCCCAAGCAUUUCAGGAGUAGGAAAUCCUGGUGCUGGCAUGCAGGGAUCAGGCAUACAAGGAGCGGGCAUGCAAGGGGCAGGAAUGCAAGGAGGAGGCAUGCAGGGAGCAGGUAUGCAGGGGGCGGGAAUGCAGGGGACAGGAAUGCAAGGAGGAGGCAUGCAGGGGACGGGAAUGCAAGGAGGAGGCAUGCAGGGGGCAGGCAAGCAAGGUGGAGGCCAACCUAGCAAUUUUAGUUCUGCUCAGAGCCAGGUAACUCCACAGGAUCAAGAAAAAGCAGCUUUGAUCAUGCAGGUUCUUCAACUGACUGCAGAUCAGAUUGCCAUGCUGCCUCCUGAGCAAAGGCAGAGUAUCCUGAUUUUAAAGGAACAAAUCCAGAAAUCCACUGGAGCUUCUUGAAAGGUUUUAGGAAAUACUUGGCAGUUGUCUCAUAGUUAAUUUUGUAGCAUGGUGAAGGGUGCAAAAAGCUCAAUUCUGCAUCCCCACACUUAAAUGAUAAAGGUUUCCUCCCUAGAGUGUAAUCUCGUUCCUGUUUUCUUCCUUUCUGUUUUUUUUUUUUUUUAAGGGAGGUGGGGGGUGGGGAGGGAGUGACUCUGUUCAUGUUAAGUCACCGUAAACAUAUAAAAGUAACUGAACAUGAUUAUAUUAUACCAAAUAAGAUUACAGAGAAUGUGCAGCAAUAUGAAAAAUCUCUGCAGUGUUAACUACAUUUUUAAAUAUUGGCUGGAACUAUGUGAAAACCAAAAAACCUAAAAGGUGACCUGUUAAAAUGGUAAUGUGCUAAGAUAGUUUAAACUUUUUUGAUCAUAUAAUAAGAUGAGCCCUGGUGUCACAGUGGUUACAGCACUAGGCUGCUAACCAAAAGGUCAGCGGUUCAAACCUAUCAGCUGGUCUGUGGGAGAAAGAUGUGGCAGUCUGCUUCCAUAAAGAUUUACAGCCUUGAAAACACUAUGGGGCAGUUCUACUCUGUCCUUUAAGGUCGUUUUAAGUUGGAAUCAGCUCAGUGGCAAUGGGUUUGGUUUUUUGUGUAUAGUAAAACUAAAGAAUUUACCUCAAAAUGAUACAUCUGUUUUUUGGUAAGCCAUUUAAAAUGUGAAAUUCUGUUUUGGGGGCAAUUGAAUGCUGUAUUAGGUUAAGCAUUGUUUCAGCGUUCUGGAAUUAUUUUGAAACGUUACUGCUGACAGGUUAAAUCUAAACUUGUGUUACUGGAAUUGUUUUUUCUAAAGUGAUGCUACCUGAAAAACCAAGGAAUGCACUGGUUUGAUGUUGCUUCAUUUAUUCCGCCCAUCAGAGACCCACACUAUUCUGGCCUGAUCCUGAGAGAUGGUUUUGCUGGAGUAGUUCUCACCAGCUUAUUUAGGUCUGCUCUGAUUAGACUCAAUAAUUUCUCAGCACCUUCCUAUUUCUCAACAGUCUUUGACUCCUAAAUAUGAAUCUGAGAAAUUCUGUCACAUCUUUCCCAAAUUCAUGCCUAGAGACCAGUUGAUCUGGAGUAGUUAGACACAGCAUUGGGCUUUUCAUAAAGAGUUGAAGGCUUCACUUAGUAAAACUCUUAGCUUCCUGGUAACCAGCAUCCAUAUACAGAUGGUAUCUGUCUGACCAACUAGAAUCAGGCGUUAGAACUCUUAGUCUCAUCAACAUUUAACAUGCAUUUUAAUUUUCUGACUUCCUAUUCAACUGUCACCAUCUUAUCAGAAUAAUUGAGGCCCAAGUAGGUAGGUAGAGGUAUUCUUUUAGCCUGAAUUCUCUACUCAAUUGGCUUAUUGUUUGUUUCACUUUUUACAAGUAAUAAAACCAUUUAGUCCUACAAUAAUACCCAUGAGAUCAUACUUAAAAAUCAGUAAGAUAGGGCUUAUGACAUUCUCUUAGAGCUACUAUCUGAUUUAUUUCUAAUCCUGGAGGAUGUGGACACAUGGAAGUUUGUAUCAGAGCAAGUAUUAAGUAACAAGCAUAAACUCCCAAGGAGUCAAAUCAUCUUUCUCUGUAGAAGAAAAAACAAUAGUUACGGAGGAAAAAAUACCAUUUAAUACAAGGAGAGAGCUGAGACUUCUUUUCACUUGGUGAGGUUUUUACAUCUUAAAUGGGUAAUUCACUCUUUUUACAAAGUUUUUCAUGACUGUGCUGUUGUUUCCUUCUACUUGUUUUACUUUUUUGUACAUACUGUUAACUUUGCCAUGUUUUUAAUAGGCUUUUCCAACAUUGGAAUGAUAAUUAUACAUGUGUGAUAGUUCUGGUUAAUACUAAUUCACAGAGUUGGCUUGACUACCUUGAAGUUACGGUGGUUCUGUCUCAAAGUUUUCGCUGAAUGGUGUUAGCUGAAAAGUAUUACAUGUUAUAUUUUUUGUUGUAGUUGAAGCUCGGCAUUCUUUCAUGCUGACUAAAAAGAAUGCAUAAUUAAGGCUGACUUCGCCAUCUGUUAUGUUUACUUGUUUUUAAUAAACACAUUAUGCAAAAGUCAUAUCUUGAGAAAUGAGACCUGAUUACUUUUACUAUUUUCUUAACGAAAAAGGCAAAGCUAAUGAUAUUGCAGGAAUAAAUGGAAAUUCCUUUUUUUAGAUCUAUUACCUAUACAGCUAUAAAGAUAGGUGUUAUUCUGUGGGUGCUACCAGUAGCAACAUCUUGAUACAGCCCUCAGAUGUGAUGCUUCCUUCUGCCCAUGUUCCCCAACAGAGAAGUCACCUCUGUUCCAGAAGCACCUUGUAUGCAUCUUCAUUACUGACAGUGCUUGAUAUUUUAGUGCACUGUGUCUUUUUUUCCUCCCUACCCCCACUUCUAGAAGACUAUGACUCUUUGAAGACGGACUGUCUUACACAUCUCUGUAUACUCGAUAAACCAAACCCAUUGCCUUCGAGUUGAUUCCAACUCAUAGUAUACUCAGUAGUUAGCUUAAAACCACGAUGGGAAGGAAGAAUAAAUUAUCAGUCUUGGGGAUAUGAAAAAUCUUAUUAAAGCACGUAACCUUCCCCUACAAGGAUUUAGAUUCAUCUCAGAACAAAUGAGCUAUGACAAUUUGCGUUAGACAAAUAAACCUGAAAUAGGUAAUAGAAGAAAUCACCUUCACUCUGAUAAAACUUAAUAAAAUGGGUUCGUUCUCACUUCCAGUUCACUGAAUGCCCCAGUAUUGCAGAGAGUACAGAGCUUCAUUUGACAGGCAUUAUAUGUCUACUACACAGUAUAGGUUACACUUCCUGGCAGCUUGCAUUUUCCCAAAUAUUGAUAAGGUACAUAUGAAAUCAAACUCAUACAUAAUAACAAUAGCUUAGGAGAGGGGUGAAGCACUAACUCAAACGCCCCAUAGGGCUUUUUCUCUUGGGUAGUACAUUCUUGGGAGCAUCAAAUGCUCAGCUUUAAUCAGUGCCUGCUCAUUAGCUAUUUCCCGUCAGUUACAGUCUGAUGAUUAAUGUGAAUCUCAGGUAAAAAAAAAAAUCAGGUAAAGGUAGGCUAAUCUCAGUAAGACUGUGUAUGACUCCAACUACACUUUCCAGAAUUCUAAUACUAGAAGAACAUAAAAAAAAAAACUUGGUAAAGUCACAGCUUGCAAAGCUUCCUACUUUCCAUGCUGUGAUGGGACAUAAAGCACAUCGAACCUCAUUUCCCAUGGUGCGUCAGUCCUUUCUCUUAGAUUUGAUGAAGCCUGAGGAUAAUUAUGUGCAACAACCUACUGUGGCAGAGAAACUGAGUUAUCAGUUACGUGUCACAGGCUUCGCACAAAAAAAAUAUGUCAGCCUCUCAGUACGUGUAAGUCCAUCAGUUAAUCUCUACACAGGCUUCUCAGCAGUCUCUUGUCAAGGGAGUGCACUAUAGUUGGGGACUAAUUCACUUUAAAGA
Loxodonta africana (African savanna elephant) is the source of this 5541-nucleotide messenger RNA. It is a transcript of the gene CSTF2T, whose product is annotated as cleavage stimulation factor subunit 2 tau variant. NCBI's taxonomy places the organism in Eukaryota, Metazoa, Chordata, Mammalia, Proboscidea, Elephantidae. Gene Ontology annotation, cellular component: mRNA cleavage and polyadenylation specificity factor complex. Gene Ontology annotation, molecular function: mRNA binding. The record is from RefSeq and is a predicted model, not a curated record. The coding region runs from base 253 to 2112 and encodes 619 amino acids. Gene Ontology annotation, biological process: mRNA 3'-end processing. The transcript has a single exon.